CUUAAAUAAUUAGUAUUUUUAUAUCGCCGGUUGCGUAGCUCACAUAAAUAGCUUGUUGUUGGACCUUACGCGCAGGUCUUGGCGUGGGGACCCACGAUAUUUAUAUCUUAGAUACAUGCAGUAAACAAACCCACAGCCGGCUCAACUACCUCGUUCUUCCCCGGUUAAUAUCCAUAUUCACUGCAUCUAAUAGCAUACGUCUACGGAAUCUGCACCAAUUGAGGCCGGUCUGUAAUACAACCUCCGUCAUGGGCCUCCUCGAAAGCCAUCUGGAGCAGAUCUCCCUCUCCGCAGCUGCCAUAGCUGACCUCCCCUUCCCCCCUCCCAAAAUCUUCGCAAAUGCCAUGCUAGGCCCCCACGACAUCACAACGCUUAUCCGUGACACAGAGCCCCACGAACGAGCCCUCUUCUCCGUCGACCCCGCUACCUCGACUUCUUCAAGACAGUCCCAAAGAAGAGCUACCCGUAGAACCACCACUGCUGCGUCUGGAUCUGCAUUCCCCGACCUAGCCCUACCCCUCCCCGGCGACGGAGGUGACUCGAUGGCCAGCCGCAUCUAUGCCGCAAAACACAACAAGAACCAAUCCGCCGUGGCGCAGGUGCUGGGCGUAGAUAUGGUGGAUGAGAUUAAGAAGUCUAGAGGUGAAAUUAAUGUCGAAGUAUUGCUCAAGGGCGCGGAGAUGUUGUGUAAUGUCUACCCCGUCCAAGGCGCCCAAGAACGUAUCUCCACCCUCCGCCAUCGCCACGAACACCUCUCCACUUCCAUCGCACAUCUGGAGUCGCGCAUUGCGGAGCAAGCUGCGCAGUUGCAGCGCAUGAACCGUUCGCAGGAUUAUUCCAGUGAUUACGAUAUUGCAGAUACGGAAAGAGACGUCGGAGUUGUCCCUGCUGAAGCAGUAUCGCACGUCACGGAGGAGGACUUGCAGCGCGAGUUACUGGAGAUUCGCGAGCUGGAGGAACGGAAGCGGAGGCUGGAAGAGCGGGUGACAGGGAUGGAGAGGGAUCUGGGCGGGCUGAUGAGGUGAACGGAUAAGAUGGAGAACGAGAAAUUUGGGGUUCAUUUUUAUACAUAUGUGCGGCAUAUGAACUUUUAUAUGGAUUUUUACCGCCUAACGCCCGGGGAUAUUAUUUUUAUCCUGAACUACAGAUCCUGCUGUGGAUUGUUUCUAGAGACAUCUCUCCUCGUCCGCCAUCUCCUACCGAUGCAUAAUGCAUAUGAGAAAGAGAAACUCAAUUGCCCCUGGCAGUACCUGAUCUUAGCACUUCGUGCCACGCCCUGCCGGAAGGGGGAAAGAUAGUAAGGUCGCAGAUCACCCUGUUGGUGAUGGAUGGGGAUAUACCUGAUUCAUUCGAUCUUGUGAAAAGACAGCUUCGCCUCGAAUAUCUCGAACAGCCCACUGCAUUCAGUAUCAUGCAUGAAGAAAAGGAUUUGGUUUGCUAAACAGAGCGGCAAAAUCGCAACGACUCGCCUGCUAGCUGCUUUCGAGGAAGUCAGGCUACUCGUUUGAUGAAUCUCUUGUUUAUAGAGACGGGUUCUAAAAGAUAGAGAGCUAUGGGUGGGUUUAUUCAAAGGAAUAGUCAUAAAGAAGAUGUAUUGUUUUAUACGUUGGGAAGCUUGUAUAUCAAUAUCAUCUACUUUUAAGGCCUGCAUGUGGGUGGCGUAUUUCUUUUGGAUAUUUAUAUUUCUGACCCUACCUUUGACCCACCCCAGAAAAGUAGAUAGAAUUUAUUAGAUAUGCGCUGGGUAUGAAUAUCGAGGCAUCUAAUAUUUCAAGAGAAGAUAUUUAAUCUAGAUAGAUCCAUCUCAUCGAUAUCGCUAGGAAAUA
Molecule: messenger RNA, 1826 nt
Organism: Blastomyces dermatitidis ER-3
Lineage: Eukaryota; Fungi; Ascomycota; Eurotiomycetes; Onygenales; Ajellomycetaceae
Exons: 3
Coding region: 249-1025 (258 amino acids)
Biological process (GO): attachment of spindle microtubules to kinetochore
Cellular component (GO): DASH complex; spindle microtubule
Source: RefSeq, a predicted model, not a curated record